Micropterus dolomieu (smallmouth bass) is the source of this 2675-nucleotide messenger RNA. It is a transcript of the gene lrrc28, whose product is annotated as leucine rich repeat containing 28. Gene Ontology annotation, molecular function: protein binding. The record is from RefSeq and is a predicted model, not a curated record. The coding region runs from base 231 to 1340 and encodes 369 amino acids. NCBI's taxonomy places the organism in Eukaryota, Metazoa, Chordata, Actinopteri, Centrarchiformes, Centrarchidae. The transcript is spliced from 10 exons.
ACAGUGACGUCUUGCGUUGUUUACGACUGUUGCUGUCCAACAACCCUUUACUUUGCGUUAGCUUGUGUGCCUUCACAAACACAAAUGCAUUUAGUAUUAGGCGGGCCGUGAGCAUAUGUAGGACAUAAAGUAGCACAAAAUGAUCCUGCACAAUUAAGGACAAAGAAAUGCCAUAGAGGAAGGAAGUAGAUCCAGGUCUCCUCCGCCAGGGAGGAGAGGUCUCCUCAGAAAUGGCAACUGAACUCCAUGAGACUAUUUUCAUGGCCAAGCAAGAGCGCCACAAAAACCUGUUUCUUAACUACAGAAACCUGAAUAAUUUCCCUGUGGAACUGCUGAAGGACGAAGGCCUGCAGUUUCUGGAGAGACUGUACAUGAAGAGGAAUUCACUCACCACACUGCCUGACAAUCUUGCUCAGAAGCUCCCAAACCUAAUUGAACUGUAUUUGCACUCAAACAACAUUGUCCUUAUUCCUGAAGCUAUUGGAAAUCUGGCCCGACUGCAGUCAUUGGACCUGAGCAAUAACGCCCUCCAGCUCCUCUGCCCUGAGAUUGGCCGCCUGAGGUCUCUGCGGCACCUGAGACUGUCCAAUAACCAGCUGAAAUGCCUUCCUCCAGCGAUCGGUGACCUACAGGACCUGGAGACUCUGGAUGUGUCGAUGAACCAGCUGAUGUCUCUACCAGAUCGGCUGCACCGCUGUGUUUCCCUGCAGAAUCUGACCGCCGACCACAACCUGUUGAGCCACGUUCCCCGGCAGCUCUGCUUGCUCCACCGCCUCAACCAGCUCUCCAUGGCCGCCAACCGGCUCACCUUUCUGCCGCUCGAUCUGGGCAGAUCACGGGAGCUGCAGUUUGUGUUUGUGGACAACAAUGCGGACCUGAAAGGCCUUCCCUCCUACUUGUAUAACAAGGUCAUCGGCUGCAGCGGGUGCGGCAUGUCAGCCCAGGUGUCAGAGGGUGACCUGAGUGAGGUGCUGGGUGAGGCACUAGGUGAGGCUCUGGUCGGGCUUCCGGGUGAAGUGAAGAUGGUGGGCUCAGAAACGGAGAACGUGGUUCCCCUGGAAGAGCUCGCCAUGAGAACCCUGCACAGCAUCUACCACCGCCGCUCCACAGACCUCAACUUGCUGCCGCCCGUCAGCCUCCCAAAGAGCCUGCUGGACCUGCUGCAGUUCCCCCUGGGACACUGCCACCGCUGCAGUCAAGCCAUGUUCACAAUCAUCUUCCCCAAACUCUUCCCUCUCCGUGACACCGCUUUGGCAGGAGUGCACCGCAGGACGACUGUGAGUUUUGUAGCCUACUGCUGCUCCAGUCACUGCCUCCGCACCUUUGACCUCCAGGGAUGAUGUCCUUUUCUUCGCUCUGUACACAUUCAGAGUGGUUUCCAGAAGGUGACAGAUAACGGCUCGUUAUUUGUGCGGAUCUGGAAGUUCUGUGUGCAUCAAUACAGGAGCUCUGUGCGUGAUUGACAAUGCUAAGAACUCCAGAGACAGCCUGUGUGGAUGUUGGGUGGGUCAGAUGAUGGACACAUAGCUUGUUCAGCAACGUUUUAUCACACUUCAGUCAAAGGCUCAAACCCACGUGAUUUUCCUGAGUCCGACCAACUGCGACGAUUGUAUUCCUGUGUAUGUGGUGGGGGUCAAAAUAAUCACUACCAUGUGUGCACGUAGCAUUCAACUAGCUCUAUCUAGAAAGUAACUUUAAGUUAUCACACCUGAAGUAACUACUCACAAAUGGGCACUUUUUAAGAACAAGCAGUUUGAUUGUUGUGAAAUCAGCAGUUUUUCACACAAAAGUUUAUUGCAGCAGACACAUCCCUUUGAUUGUGGGGUCACAUUUGAGGUAUUAACAUUUUAGUGCAGUUUGUUUUACUGAUUACUUAAGCAGGGUUCUAAUUGAUCAAUUUGAUAUGUCAAUUUCAGCAGCAUGUAAAGGAACUUGUUAGAAAAGACCCUGCCACAUUGACAAUUCAGCUAUAGCCAUGUGUCUUUGAACAAGAGACUUGAGUCUAAUGUAAGUUUAUGCAACGAAAACGCUAUUUUCCUUACAUAAAGUUAAAUUCAGUGUAAAAUUAACUCCAAAUGAUCCAAUUUUUUUCAACAAUGUUGUAGAGGAUUAACGUCUGCAAACUCAUUCAAGCCAAAGGUUUCUGUCGUCACCUGAAAGGAAUAAGGUUCGUACACCUCAGAGGCACUGUGAUUCUCUUGUUGAACUGACGCUUGUGUGUUAAUGUUCAUUACUAUGUUGUACAAUUCUAAUUUAUCAUUUGUUUUGACUGUGUUGCGUUUGGCAGUAAAUGUUGACUGAUGUUUGACUUUUAGUGAAUUUCCGUUUUGUUUUUUUUACACCAAAGAGAGUUUGUUAGAGUGGAUACAGGUGUUAAUGUGACAGUUAGAAGUGUGCAUGUUAAACACUGUAAAGAACCCUUAACUUUUUUUUUCAUACAAAUACUUAACACAGGUCACAACAGCUGAAGUUCACCUCCAAUUUCUUUCUGUUAUUCUUCCUGUUACACUUUUUUAGCCUAACAUCAUUAACUGUCUGUGCUGCAAUUCUGGUAACCAGUGUAGUUGUGUCAGUAGGCCAGACAGUCAAGCUCUUUGGCCUCUCUGCAUGUGGGAUAGAGGCCUAAUAAACAUCCUGGCAACAGGAAGGUGUUGUGCCAAAAAGCCCUGAGCCAA